AACAGAGAAAAGAGUAGAGUUGGACACACACUGACCCAGGGAGCUAGGGGGAGCGAGCCAAAGGGGACGGUCCGGUGAUGCUGUGUCCAGCCUCCUGUUUUCCUCUGCUGCGGGAGCUCCCCCAGUGGCCCUGCCUGCUCAGCUGGUCCCCGUGUCAGAAUGGGGCCGUGGAGGCCUGGCAGAGGACCAGCGCUGCUGGGGUCACAGAGGUCGUGCCGCCCAUCUGUCCCGGCACACCUUCAUCCUGGAGGAAGUCUACAGGGGAUGGCUGCAUCCAGUCACAGCUGGGAAACACAGACCACCAGAAGGAGGUAUCAGAGCUCCAGCCUUGCACUUGCCCCUACAGCUCGUCCUGCCAAUGGCAGGGGAUUCUGGGAAGCGUAGUUCCUCACCUGAUCCAAGCCCAUCAGCCCAUCACAGAUCAGGAAGGUGAGGAAGUCCUCUUCCUCAUUAGCGACAUCAACGUGCCGGACAGGGUAGACUCGGUGAUGCUGCAGUCCUGCUUUGAGCAGAAGUUUGUGUUGGUGGUGAAGAAAGAGGCUGUGGUGCGUGGCAGCCCUACGUCCUUCUUUGCCACCGUGCUGUUCGCCGGCGUGAGCGACGAGGCCGAGGGCUUCGUCUACCGCUUGGAGCUGAGGGGCAACCGCCGGCGGCUCAUGUGGGAGGCCGCACCACGGGCCAUCCAGCGUGGUGGCCUGGCCAACGCGGUCACAGACUCGGACUGCAUGGUGUUCGACUCCGCCGUGGCCAACCUCUUCACAGACUCGGGGAAACUGGGCAUUCACGUCUCCAUCUCCAGAUCUUGCUCCAUCGCUGACCCCACCUCAAGAGCUCAGGAACUCCUCAAACAUAGACACUCGACAGGGAAGGCAGAUCCAGCCCCCCUGAUGCAGGGUACAAUAGCCCAAACCCAAAGGCCAUGUGAGGCCGGGCACUUUGACCUCAGUGUACCAUAAACACGGAAGAAAUUGAAGCUGUUUGAUGGCUACUGGUGAUGGAUACUAACAAUGAAGGGAAAUGAAUCAGGAUCUUUUUCAGCACUGUUUACCACUGUGACUCAGGUUGCAGCCAAGAGGACAGACAACAAUCUGCCAUACAUGUAGAUUCAUCUCUCUUCUCUUAAUAAUUGAUAUCUAAUUCUAUCUUAUUUUAAAAACUAACAGCAUUUACCUGAAUCCUGUAUUUCCAUGGCAAAAACCAGGAGAACCUACCUCUUAUGUCAGCAUUGUACGGCAACAGGGUAUUGGAGUGGGCACCGUGUGUUUUGAAGAGAUCCUCUUAAUCUUCUACUCUGGAUUUUGUAAACCACUUUAAAAAUGUGAAACUCGUAACAUACCUUUUUGCUAAGCCUCUUACAAGGACGAUUUGUCCAUUAAUGGACUGUUACAACUCUUUCCUAACUGAACAGAAAUAUCUGUCUUCAUGUCGAACAAUAGGGGACAAAGUUUAGGUCAAGAGUAGAUUAUUUAGAAGGGUUAAUAAAAUAAUACAUUUAAUAUGUAUUAUAUGUGUUAUAAUGCAAAUAAUAUCUGUUAAAAUGUGUUCUUUAAUAUGAUUAAAAAACAUUUCUAAUCUUUUGUUUACCAAAAUAAAGUAAAAUGUUUCAUCAUUAGAGUUCUUAUUGAAGCUCUGUGGAAAUAACUGCUCAUAAUCAGAUGCAACAUGCGUUAAGUUUCAUAUCUGCUGCUGGAUGCCUGAGCCCAUCCUUUUGAGAUAAUCCAGUGAUUUAAUAUGGUAUUUUUGCACACACUUACUCUGAGCCAGAGAGGGUUAAAGCGGAGUGGAUAGUAAUGAAGGAUCUUUGUUUGAGCCCAAUCAAAUUC
Messenger RNA from Sardina pilchardus (European sardine), 1823 nucleotides. RefSeq names its product seven in absentia homolog 2 (Drosophila)-like (gene siah2l). The transcript is spliced from 2 exons. Gene Ontology annotation, biological process: proteasome-mediated ubiquitin-dependent protein catabolic process; multicellular organism development. Gene Ontology annotation, molecular function: ubiquitin protein ligase activity; ubiquitin conjugating enzyme binding. The record is from RefSeq and is a predicted model, not a curated record. NCBI's taxonomy places the organism in Eukaryota, Metazoa, Chordata, Actinopteri, Clupeiformes, Clupeidae. Gene Ontology annotation, cellular component: cytoplasm. The coding region runs from base 78 to 956 and encodes 292 amino acids.